AUGGAAGAACCCCCAGUUGAAGCUUGGUGUUUUGAUUUACUUUUAUUUUAUCGAAGUUUGGGGGAUGAUGACCCUCAAGCUAAGAAAAUGCUUGCAGAAUUGGAGGCAUAUGAAAGAUUCUCAUUUGUAGUUAAUGGAUUAAUUACUUGUUUAUUAGUUAGUUUUGGUCUUAUUGGAAAUGCUUUAUUUGUUUAUCAAUUACAUAACAAAUCCAAUCACUUUUCUCGCCGUCUAGCCAAACAUUUAACAGCUUUAUGUAUUUGGGAUAUUGCCCUUUUAUGUUGUUGCCUUUGCUCUUAUGGUAUUAUUUGUAUGUGCCUAGGUAUUUUACCUUUUGUUGGAGUAACUGCUUAUUUACUUUAUUUAUUCCAACCAUUUGCCAGUUUUUGUGUUACCGGAACUAUUUGGCAAGUAUUAGCAAUUACAAUCGAAAGACACAAAGCUGUUUCCCGUCCAUUAGAACAGCGUACUCGAAAAGGACAAUUCUCUUUACGUUCAAUAUUUUCUUGUAUUGUUUUUGGGGCUUUUGCUUUGAAUUUUCUGGCUGUUCCUUUUGAAAGGGCUUUAAUAGAUUGUUAUGAAUUUCGUUCUAAUGGAUUUGAAGUUAGAACAAUGAUUGUACAACGAGAAUUGGUAUGA
Meloidogyne enterolobii is the source of this 639-nucleotide messenger RNA. The record is from the annotation of a GenBank genome assembly. NCBI's taxonomy places the organism in Eukaryota, Metazoa, Nematoda, Chromadorea, Rhabditida, Meloidogynidae.